Salmo salar (Atlantic salmon) is the source of this 2862-nucleotide messenger RNA. Its product is annotated as tumor necrosis factor receptor superfamily member 5. NCBI's taxonomy places the organism in Eukaryota, Metazoa, Chordata, Actinopteri, Salmoniformes, Salmonidae. Gene Ontology annotation, molecular function: nucleic acid binding; protein binding. The record is from RefSeq and is a predicted model, not a curated record. Gene Ontology annotation, cellular component: external side of plasma membrane. Gene Ontology annotation, biological process: positive regulation of cytokine production involved in immune response; negative regulation of alpha-beta T cell proliferation; defense response to Gram-positive bacterium.
AUCUGAUAAACGUUGUUCUGCCAUCCGCAUCCCUGCCUCAUUGUGCUAAUAUAUUACAUGGUGUCAGAAGUUAAACGGUUAUACAAGGAAAGCGCAACAUUCCGAAACAUGGAACAAAUGAGACCACCAACUACUCUGAACCUAGAGGGAAAUCUAGUGUGGGUCCAGAAAUUCAACCUUUACUAUAUAUCAUCGCCAGUGGCAUCUCCGAGAAAUCCGCCACAUUCCUGCACGUUGCCGGAGAUGAUGGAAGCAAAGUAUUCAAUACUUUCGAUUUUGACGAACGUACUAUGAGCCAAGAAAAACCGCCUCAGGAAAGUCCGAUAUCUUUUUUACGACAGUGUAAGGACAAACAAAGUCAAUUGAUGCGUAUGCGACUGAUCUAAAAAAUGACUUGAGUUUCAACAAUUUACCGAGUCACUGAUACGGGACGGAAUUGUGUGUGAAAUCACAAAUGACCAAGUGCGAGGCAGAUUACUCAGAAACACUGGAAAUAAACAACCACACAUGUACUGUUAAGCUGGAUACAGGAGCUGAAUGUAAAGUCUUGUCCGGGAGAGACUUGAAAACGCUGAAGGUGAAAGUGAGUGGCGAUUCCAUGCAAAAAUCCCACCGCAAACUAGGGACGUUUUCUGGCCACCAGAUAGAUCAAAAAGGCAAGAAAACACUCAACUGCCAAUACAAAGAGAAAGUGUUUGACCUGGAAUGUCAAGUGAUAGAACAAGAUGCACCUGCAAUACUUGGAAGAUCAGCUUGUCUGCAAAUGGGUUUAAUACCGAGAAUAUUCCAGCUUGAACAAAGGACAGACACUGACAUUUUGAGUGAAUAUAAAGAUGUAUUCACAGGACUUGGAUGUGUUCCAGGGGAUAAUAUAUUACACCUUUUUGGUAUUUAAAUCCCAUUUUAGCUCGAAGCGUGUUCGGUUAUCCUACAGACUCAACGAAUUGCUACAUGGUACUUGAAGGAGAAUUGGAGGUUAAUCAUUUAGUACUCUGUUUAGAUUGAGCACAUCUAAACUAAAGCUAUACUUCGUCAUGACAUUAUAAACGGAUGGAUGUGUUCCAGAUGAGGAAGGCCAUCGACUGGCUGAAUUUGGCGGUCUGGGGUGUAGGUCAUUGAUUUGAAAGCGUUAUGAAAUGUGACCGUGUGUAAUCCUGUAUCUCCAGUGACAAUAAUGAUACACGAUUUCCUGAUUUUUCACAGGCAGACUACUAACACGUUACAUGGGAGGAAAUGUUUUAUUUUACCCACUGAUAGAACAUAGGCUUUCACUAAAUUGACAGGAGUUUCAUGGUUUCAGCAUAGUUGCCGCCUCAUUUUGUCAUUUGGAAAGUGAAAGUAAAAUAGUCCAAACGCUAACCAAGGCAAGUCUACAGGUCAGUUCAUCUCGAUACAUCAAAACUCCUAAGAACAAAUCCAGUGUGUGGGUCUUCCAGUGAGUUGGAGAGGAUUGAGGAACCAUGGCACAGUUUGAAACCUUGAUAUGGACUAUACCUAUUAUAUUGGUGCUUGAAAGCAUCGGGUCCUGUAUUGCAUGUGGUAGAGCUGAGUACAGAAUAGGGGAUGAAUGUUGUCCCAUGUGUUCACCAGGAAAUCAUGUACAUAAGCAUUGUACUGAAUUCACCAGUACCAGCUGUGUGCCCUGUGUUGAUUCUACAUUCCUUGAUGAGCCCAAUGGUCUCAUAAAAUGCAAAGUGUGUACCAACUGUGAUCCAGGUUUGGGUUUGAUGGUAAAGCAGUCAUGUAGACCUUCAUCAGACACUGUCUGUGGGACACUGGAGGGGUUCUACUGUCUAGACCCAACUAAGGAUGGUUGUAGAGCAGCCCAGAGACACAGCAGCUGUAAACCUGGUCAAUACAUCAGCCACACAGGAACAACAUCUACAGAUACUGUGUGUUCUGACUGUACUGGUGAUACCUAUUCAGAUGGAUCAUUUACAUCCUGCCAGACAUACACACAAUGUGAUACCUUGAAGCUUCAGCAAAUUAAACCUGGAACUCAUUGGUCCGACUCUGAAUGUGGACCACAAACCUCACCUAUAGCUACAUUAAUAUUUGGUGUGGUGGUGGUACUCGCUGUGAUAGCAGCCGUGACGAUGGCAGCUAUUAUGAAAAGAAGAAGAAAACACCAAAGAUCCUAUAACACGUGAGAUUAUUUUGGGGGAAUUGUACAUUUAUUGUUUAAGUGAGAAAUAUCAAAUAGCGCUAAAUGAAAUGAAAUGUUAUUUGUCACAUGCGGCGAAUACAACGGGUGUAAUGCUUGCUAACGAGCCCUUCCAAACGAUACAGUUAAAAAAUAAAUACAAAUAGUAACACGAGGAUUCAGAUAAAAUACACAAGAACGGCGCUACCUACUCAUUCCAGGGUUUUUCUUUAUUUUUACUAUGUUCUACAUUGUACAAUAAUAGGUGAAGACAUCAAAACUAUGAAAUAACACAUACAGUGGGGCAAAAAAGUAUUUAGUCAGCCACCAAUUGUGCAAGUUCUCCCACUUAAAAAGAUGAGAGAGGCCUGUAAUUUUCAUCAUAGGUACACGUCAACUAUGACAGACAAAAUGAGAAAAAAAUAUCCAGAAAAUCACAUUGUAGAAUUUUUUAUGAAUUUAUGUUUGAGAGCGAGAGAGUCAGAGGGAGAGCGAGACUUGAAUGGAACAUGCAGUUUGUCUUUACCUGUUUUUUUUGUUUUUUAAAUUAUUUUUUUAAACAAAGCAAACAUUUACUUCAUAAUUAUCAGCUAGAUAUGAGAAUCGUAAAUGUAGCUAACCAGAUAGGUCAUUUUUGCCUGUUAAACUAAAAAUAAUAUUUUGCAAGAUGUAAAUUAUUCGUAGCGAUCAAUUAACAGGUGUGCCUUGUUAAAAGUUAA